Komagataella phaffii GS115 is the source of this 1122-nucleotide messenger RNA. RefSeq lists its product as hypothetical. The coding region runs from base 1 to 1122 and encodes 373 amino acids. The record is from RefSeq and is a predicted model, not a curated record. The transcript has a single exon. Lineage: Eukaryota; Fungi; Ascomycota; Pichiomycetes; Pichiales; Pichiaceae.
AUGAAACUUGCAUUAAUCCUGGCGUUUCUCUUUUUGAAUAGAAUCUCAUGCUUAUUCAUCCCAAACCAGACGAUUUUAACCGGAGAAUCUAUACAAGAUGAACAGUCGCUAAUUCAAAAUACUACCUUUUUGUUAGCCAGUGACAAUAUUUCUUGGAGCUUUCUACAACUAGUUGGGUCUCACGACUUGAUACUACCAAUAGAAGAAGUAGACACGUUGCUACUACCAUCUUUAGGAAAGAUAACUCUUGCAAGGGAGGCCCUAGAACAUACCAUGAUUAUCGACUUAACGAUUCGCUUGCAAUUAACUAGCUGCAUUCGAACCAUAAUGCUUACUAUAUUCCUGCAAGAACCAGUGCUCACCAAUUCUUCACUAAGUACGUCAGAUACUAGACAACUGAUUUAUCAGCAACAGACAAUUAAAAUUGAUGACAUGAUAGUAUUCUUUUUACCAACUCGAAUGCAAAAAAUUCAUAGGCAAAAUUCACACAACAAUGAAAUUAGUAUUUCUAUACUACUUAAACAACGUAGACGUUCAAGAACUCAGCCUUUCUUUGAAGGACAGAAAGCCGUGAGAAAGUCCGAUUUUGGGGCACCAUUACCAGUAGAUUCAUUCAAGGCUCCUCCUUCAGUGGUAAAAGAUUUAUUUGAAGAUAUAAGAGUGAAACCGAAGAACGAUGAAACCAAUGAAUUUCAUGAAAAGUUAGCUUGCAGACUGGAUGAUUUCUUUAAUCAGCUUAAAGGCGUUGAAUUCAUAAUAUUGUUAUACUUUGAUGACAAUGAGCACGACACCUCAAAGUGCCCUGUUCCCAAGCAUUAUGACCAUGUAAUUCAUCAAAAUAUUUCUUCUCAUUCAUUGCUUGAGAACUCAAAAUAUGACCGAGUAUCUUCAACAGAUUUCCGAUUAAUUAACGCAAAAGCUUAUUGGAUAAACACAGAAAAGACAAUCAAGCGACGUGAAUUAAGUGAGGUUCGAAUUGAGGGAGUAGCAGCCUCUAAUGCAACCUUUGUUCCUACUACAAUCGCAAAUUCUGCUGAAAUCCGUGACUGCGUGAAGUUAACGUGGCACAAUGUCUUACAUCAUAGCAUUUUUGGUAGACCCACAAACUUCUGUCACAGCUGA